Molecule: messenger RNA, 787 nt
Organism: Impatiens glandulifera
Lineage: Eukaryota; Viridiplantae; Streptophyta; Magnoliopsida; Ericales; Balsaminaceae
Product: nascent polypeptide-associated complex subunit beta-like
Exons: 6
Coding region: 137-622 (161 amino acids)
Cellular component (GO): cytosol; nascent polypeptide-associated complex
Source: RefSeq, a predicted model, not a curated record
UUUAUAAGCGGGAGCAUUAUGUGAAGUCUAGACUCUAGGGCUUUAUAGUGUACCGUACCAGCCAGCAUCAAGAGCGCCGACGACGGUUCUUCUUCCCUCACACUCAUCUUUCCUACUUUCAGAAUCCGGUGUAAAGAUGAAUGUCGAGAAGCUUAUGAAGAUGGCUGGUGCCGUACGCACUGGUGGGAAAGGAAGCAUGAGAAGGAAGAAGAAGGCUGUACAUAAAACAACUACUACAGAUGACAAAAGGCUUCAAAGCACUCUGAAGAGAAUAGGGGUGAAUGCUAUCCCUGCAAUUGAAGAAGUGAACAUAUUCAAGGAUGAUGUAGUUAUCCAGUUCACUAACCCCAAAGUUCAAGCUUCUAUUGCUGCCAACACCUGGGUUGUUAGUGGUUCACCUCAAACAAAGAAUUUGCAAGACAUUCUUCCUGGAAUUAUUAAUCAGUUGGGUCCUGAUAAUCUAGACAAUUUAAGGAAAUUAGCGGAGCAGUUCCAGAAGCAAGCACCACCACCGCCAUCCGGUGCAGCUCUUGAAGAGGAUGAUGACGAUGUCCCUGAACUUGUAGCUGGUGAGACCUUCGAGGCUGUUGCUGCUGCUGCAGAGGAGGAAGCCAAGGUUUGACAUUUAUCUUCUGCAUUAUUAUUAGGCUCCUUGUAAGUCUUUUUGUUUUUAUCAAUUUUAAGUUUAUGAUUCCAUAUUUUAUUGUGAGAUUGCUAGAGUUGUUACUUUGGGGAUUCCAUCAUAUUUAUCGGCACACUUUGAAAAAGAUGAAGUAUUUUUUCUUCC